CCGAAGAAGCAGAACCUAAACCCUUUCGCUCCCUCCUCGCUGCGUUCUCCAAUCUCUCUGGUCGCGUCGUCCUCGCCGCCUUCGAUUACCGCCGACGCAGACGACGGAAGGCGACCGAAAUCGGAUUCCGAAGGGUCUCCGUUCGAGCAGAUCGUCCGGUCAGAUUGAAGAGCUCGCGAUCGACGGUGGUCCGUGGCCGGCGCGUCGGCGACGGGGAGAUAUGGGGAGGGAGCAGGUCUCGUACACGGUGGAGCAGCUCGUCGCGCUCAACCCCUACAACCCGGACAUCCUUCCGGAUCUCGAGAACCACGUCAACGAGCAGGUUUCGUCGCAGACCUACAGCUUGGAUGCAAAUCUCUGCCUCCUUCGCCUUUAUCAGUUUGAACCUGACAAGAUGAGCUCCCAAAUCGUUGCUCGCAUCUUGAUAAAGGCUCUCAUGGCAAUGCCAGCUCCGGAUUUCAGCCUUUGUCUCUUCUUGAUUCCAGAGCGAGUGCAAAUGGAAGAUCCAUUCAAGACUUUGAUUGUCCUCUCGCAUUAUUUGGAGACAGGAAGAUUUCGUCAGUUCUGGGAGGAGGCGGCUAAGAGUCGUCAUCUGGUUGAAGUUGUGCCAGGUUUUGAACAAGCAAUCCAAGCAUAUGCUGUUCAUGUAUUGUCAUUGACAUACCAAAAGGUUCCCAGGGCCGUGCUUGCAGAGGCUAUCAAUAUAGAAGGUCUAUCGCUGGACAAGUUCCUUGAACACCAAGUUGCCAACUCUGGCUGGGCCUUGGAGAAGGGACAGGGCAAAGGUCAACUGAUCCUCAUAUCCCAGAACGAGUUCAAUCAUCCCGAACUGAAGAAAAACGCUGCAGAGAGCAUUCCAUUAGAGCACAUCACCCGCAUUUUCCCCAUCCUGGGUUGAUUCAUCCAACCUAAAGCAGGAAUUCUCGAAAUUUUUGUGUGCUUUGCAGCAUGUUUGACGUGAAUUGGUACACACAAGCUUCACGCAUACGUUACUGCACUGAAAUAUUAAAUUUUGGAGAUGUGCAAACUUUGCUAGGUUUCCUGGCCAUGCUUAGAAUUUCUAUUUAUUCUGUUUUUAACUUUUCAGAGAAGUAACGGCAGCAAGAUACAUUCUGGUGCGUUGAUGAGCACUUCCAAGUU
Messenger RNA from Syzygium oleosum, 1140 nucleotides. Its product is annotated as eukaryotic translation initiation factor 3 subunit K. Lineage: Eukaryota; Viridiplantae; Streptophyta; Magnoliopsida; Myrtales; Myrtaceae. The transcript has 8 exons. Gene Ontology annotation, cellular component: cytoplasm; eukaryotic translation initiation factor 3 complex. The record is from RefSeq and is a predicted model, not a curated record. Gene Ontology annotation, molecular function: ribosome binding; translation initiation factor activity. The coding region runs from base 221 to 898 and encodes 225 amino acids. Gene Ontology annotation, biological process: regulation of translational initiation.